CUUCAAUAGGUGUACAGAAGACUUAACUGACACACAUACCACACUGCAGUCAUAUUUGUCAGUUUGUCAUUAUGGAGAACAGAGAGAGCAGUGAGAGAUCUUCAUCUCCUGAUCACAGCUGUGUGUCUCUGAAGAGUGACAAGUCCAGGACUCCUCCUCCUUUUAAUUUCAGUGAUGAUCCAGUGACCUCUGACUUCAGAGUGUUUAAAGAUGGUCAGGCUGGAGACCUGCAGCAGGAUUCUCCUCAAGCAGUAAAUGAUGAACUACAAAGAGUCAAAGACCAGCACAAAACCAGCAUGAAGAACAAGUAUGAGAGACUAUUUGAGGGACUGAAUCUCCAGGAGAAUGAAACCCUCCUGAACAGGAUCUACACACAGCUCUACAUCAUAGAGGGAGAGAGUGAAGGAGUGAAUGAAGAACAUGAGGUUUUACAGAUGGAGAAAACAGCCAGAACAAAACACUCACCAGACACUCCAACCGACUGCAAUGACAUCUUUAAAUCCUCACCUGAACCAGGAUAUAAAAAAAAGAAGAAGAAAUACCAAAUCAAGACUGUUCUUACUAAAGGCAUCGCUGGAAUCGGAAAAACCGUCUCUGUGCAGAAGUUCAUUCUGGACUGGGCUGAAGGAAAAGACAAUCAGGAUGUAGAUUUCAUGUUUGUGCUUCCAUUUCGAGAGCUGAUCCGAGAUCAUCAGUACAGUCUUCACAGACUUCUGCUGGACUUUCAUCCUGAACUUCAAGAUCUGGACUCAAAGAUUUAUGAAGAGUGUAAAGUUGUGUUCAUCUUUGAUGGUCUGGAUGAAAGUAGAAUCACUCUGAUGUUUUCAGAUGAUCAGAAAGUUUGUGAUGUGACUGAGACUUCAUCAGUGGGUGUGUUGAUGUCAAACCUCAUGAAAGGAGAGCUGCUUCCCUCCGCUCUCAUCUGGAUCACCUCCAGACCAGCAGCAGCCAAUCAGAUCCCCUCCAAAUACAUCAACCGUCUGACAGAAAUUCAGGGAUUCCCUGAGUCUCAGAAGGAGGAAUAUUUCAGGAAGAGAAUCAGUGACCAGGAUCAAGCCAGCAGAAUCAUCUCACACAUCAGAAGAGCAAGAAGCCUCCACAUCAUGUGCCGCAUCCCUGUCUUCUGCUGGAUCUCAUCCACUGUGAUUCAGAAGCUCCUGGAAGAAGAUGUGAGUGCAGAAAUCCCUCAAACUCUGACUGAAAUGUACAUCCACUUCCUGCUGAUUCAGAUCAACAUGAGGAAUCAGAAGUAUGAAGAGAGAGAUCCAGAGAAACUCCUGCAGUCCAACAGAGAAGUGAUUGUGAAACUUGCUGAAGUGGCUUUCAAACAGCUGAUGAAGGGCAAUGUGAUGUUCUAUGAGAAGGACCUGAUUGAGAGCGGCAUAGACGUCACUGAUGCCUCAGUGUAUUCUGGGAUUUGCACUGAGAUCUUUAAGGAGGAAUCUGUGAUUCAUCAGAGGAAAGUCUACAGUUUUAUCCAUCUAAGCUUUCAGGAGUUUCUUGCUGCUUUCCAUGUGUUUUACAACCACAUUAGCAGCACUACAGAUGCAUGUUUUGAUUCACUGCAUAAUUUGUAUAAAAGAGUAAUUAAUAAAGCACUCCAGAGUGAGAAUGGACGUCUGGAUCUGUUCCUGCGGUUCCUGCUGGGCGUCUCACUGGAGUCCAAUCAGAGACUCUUACAGGAUCUACUGACACACACAGUGAACAGCUUAGAGAACAUCAGAGAAACCACACAGCACAUUAAAUACAAGAUUAAGAGUCUUGAUGAUAAUGAAGGACUGUAUGUAGAUGAAAUUAAUGACAGACACAAACAACUUAAAAUGCAUCUCUCAGCUGAUAAAUCCAUCAAUCUGUUCCUCUGUCUGCUGGAAGUGAAAGAUCAGACUCUGUCCAGAGAGAUUCAGGAGUUUGUGAAAUCAGACAAACACUCAGAGAAGAAACUCUCUCCUGCUCACUGCUCAACAAUCGCUUACAUGCUUCAGAUGUCAGAGAAAGUGCUGGAUGAGCUGGACCUCAAGAAAUACAACACAUCAGAUGAGGGGAGAAGAAGACUGAUACCAGCUGUGAUCAACUGCAGAAAAGCUCUUUUUUCUGGCUGUAAUCUUAAUGAACAGUGUUGUGAGAGUUUGUCAUCAGCUCUACAAUCCCCAAACUGUGUCCUGAGAGAGCUGGAUCUGAGUGACAGUGGCUGAGUGAUAAUGGACUGA
Labeo rohita (rohu) is the source of this 2207-nucleotide messenger RNA. RefSeq names its product protein NLRC3-like. The coding region runs from base 72 to 2192 and encodes 706 amino acids. Lineage: Eukaryota; Metazoa; Chordata; Actinopteri; Cypriniformes; Cyprinidae. The transcript has 4 exons. The record is from RefSeq and is a predicted model, not a curated record.